This is a messenger RNA of Closterium sp. Naga37s-1, 2919 nucleotides long. The record is from the annotation of a GenBank genome assembly. Lineage: Eukaryota; Viridiplantae; Streptophyta; Zygnematophyceae; Desmidiales; Closteriaceae.
AUGCCCGAAUAUGCCGUGCUCUUCCUCGGGAUCAUCGCAGCGGGUGCAGUGGUAACCACCGCCAACCCCGCCUACAGCGCUCGUGAGCUGUCGCACCAGAUGGUGGACGCGGGGGCCCGCAUGGUCAUCACCUCGCCAGAGUUGUUAGAGAAGGUGCAUCACGUCAAGACAGGCCAGUCCAUCGUCUUUGUCAUCAUCAAUAGCGACAACAGCAACAGCAGCAGCUCUAUCCCCCCUGGCACCAUCAGCAUCGACCGACUGCUCCGUGCUGACGGGUCCAAGAUUCGAUCACAGCGACAACACCUCCACAGCACCCUUCAGCAUCAACAGCAACACCCCUCUUUCACAGCACAAGCAACACCACCAACAGCAGCAGCAGCAGCAGUAGUCGCAGCAGGAUCAGUAGCAGGAGGAUCAGCAGUGGUACCUUCCCAGCAGGACACCUGUGCUCUCCCCUACUCAUCGGGCACAACAGGCGUGUCUAAAGGCGUGAUGCUCACCCACCGCAACCUCAUCGCCAACGUGCAGCAGCUGCUGGCAGGCACCAACCCGCGCCUGGACCUGUCUCCCGAAGACGUGGUGCUGGGGCUGCUGCCCAUGUUCCACAUCUACGCCAUCACCCUCGUCAACCUCCUCUCUCUGCGUGGGGGGGCCUGUGUUGUCACCCUCCCCAGGUUCGACCUGCACCAGUACCUGCGAACACUGCAGGAUUACAGAGUCACCGUGGCGCCCAUCGUGCCGCCCAUCAUCCUAGCCAUGGCCAAGCUGCCCCUCGUUGACUCCUUUGACCUCUCCUCCCUGCGCCGGGUCGUGUCGGGGGCGGCUCCCCUGGGGGCAGAGCUUGAAACCGCCUUCAGAGCGAAAUUUCCCACCGUGCAGCUGGGGCAGGGCUACGGCAUGACAGAGGCAUCUCCCACUGUCACUGCCUCGCGCCUAUUCGCCCGUGUGCCCCGCCCGCCCGCUCCUGGGUCGUGUGGGUCGGUGCUGCCGCUGACGGAGAUCAAAGUGGUGCACACAGGCACGGGGGAGUCGCUGCCACCCAAUGAGAGAGGAGAGCUCUGGGUGCGAGGACCGCAGGUCAUGAAAGGCUAUCUGAACAAUCCCGAGGCCACAGCAGCCACGAUCACGCCUGACGGCUGGCUGCGCACGGGAGAUGUGGCAUAUUUGGACAAGAUGGGGGAGAUCUUUGUGGUGGACCGAGUUAAGGAGCUCAUCAAAGUCAAGGGCUUCCAGGUGCCUCCUGCGGAGCUGGAGGGUCUGCUGAUCGCCCAUCCUGACAUUGCCGAUGCUGCAGUUGUUCCUGCUCCAAGUGAAGAGAGUGGGGAGGUGCCGGUGGCGUUUGUGGUGUUACUCUCCGUCGGAGCGCGAUCAUUUUCCACGGAUGAGCAAGCAUCGACGUCCUCUGGAUCAGGAACGUCAUCUAUCAAGGCAUUCAACUCAGAUUUCGCUUUUGCGGUGCUCAACCUCACCGAUCCUGUGGUCUUCACACUCCUCGACGCCCGUGGUGUAGCUGUUUGCAAGACCUCUCUGUCUGUACCAUCCGUGGUGGAAAAGGGCUUUCGUGAUGACAUGCUUCCAUGGAGCAACGGAGGCCAAGUGCACGUCAAGUCCAACUUCAUGCUCAGUGAUGAGGAACGAGCCAAGAUUGCGGCUAUGCGUGCCAGGUCGAUGAGCAAGCGCAAGGAUGGCAGCAGCAGCGGCACUGUCACUCCCAUCGCCAGUGGCACUGUGACACCCCGCACUGUCAGUGCCGUGCUCGCCUCUCCCGUUGCCUCCGCUGCUCCAGCAGCCUCGGAGACAUCAACAGCGACCGAAGCAGCAGCAGCAAGCACCACAGAGGUGACUGCUGCCACCACAACAACGACAACCACCACCACCACCGUCACUACCAGCACAACUGCGACAACUGAAACCGCUGCAGCCGGUACAGUCGCGGCGUCUACAGCAACCAGUACCGUCUCAGCUGCUGCCCAGAAGGAAAGCGUGGCUGUGACUGCUGCUCUUCCAGGGAGUGCAGCUGCUGGGGCUCCUGUGGAUAUGUCCAACGUGAUGAUGGUGUUUGAUGGUAGCGAUGACGAGUCGGGCUAUACUGAGUCGUCCCUGGAAGAGUCUGUCAGUGCGCAGGUCGCUCCUGCUGCCCCAGCAGCACCUGUAGCUGCAGCUGCUGUCCCUGCUGCUGCCUCGCCUGCGGUUCCCACUGCUGUCCCGGAUUCUGUCCCUGAGGUUGCUCCUGCUUCAGUUUCUCAAGCUGCUCAAGCGGUGCAGGUUCAGGAUCCUGACUCGAUUGCAACUGCUACAGUGGAGGUGGUGAAAGAGGUGCAGAAGGAGGUUCAGGUCUCAUCAGCACAGCAAACGGCAUCAACGACCAUCACCAAGACUGACGUCACCAUCAUCAAGACCGCCACGCAGGUCGCCAGCGAAGCAACAACCAUGUCAUCAGCAAAGGUCGCCUCAGUCUCAACCUCAACCAAAACCGCCGUCUCAGCAGCAGCAGCAUCGGCAGGGGCUUCCGUGCAGGCCGCUAUGAGCAGCACGACAGGCAGGGCGAGCGAGCAGUCUAGUGUGCGAGGAGGCGGUGGGGUUGCGGCUGACCUCAAUGGUCGUGUUGGCAGCAGCAGCCGACAGCCAGCGGUGGCAGACAGUGAAGCUGCAGAGAGCAGCUGGGAGAGCGGGGAUGAGGUGGAGAGCAUGGAAGGGUCGUCAGUAUCAGGAACGACAGACAGGGAGGUGGUUAGGAGGGGCAAAAGGGGGUCUAGCAAGGGGCGGAAUCACAACGGAGGACUGCUGGGUCAGGUGCUGCGGGUUGGUGAUGGGCUCACGCCGGUGAUGAAGCAGGUGCUGGGUACGGGAGCGUUCAUGCUGGCUAUGGUUGCGCUCUGGCCGCGCCCACAGAAGCAGAGCCGAGUCCAGCUGGAGUGA